CCUGCAAAUAACAGCACAACUUUUUUCUGUUUUUGAAAGUUAGGCCAAAAUUCAGAGUGAAAAAAAAUUGCUCACACCAUUGUAGACAGAGUUUAGCAUAUCGAGGCGAUUCCAAAAAAAAAAAAAAAAAAAAUCAAUUCCUCUGAAAAGAAAUUGAAAGCGGAAAUGGAAAAAGUGUUAAUAAGCUCUGGCUCGCACUGACAGAGUUCUUGAAUUGAAUCAUUUCAUUUCAUAAAAAAGCUAGUGUUUAGAGUUUAGAGAGAGAGAGAGAGAGAGAAAAGGAGCUAAGGUUUAGAAUUAGGGUUAGGGGUAGGGUUAGAGUUCGAGUUCUUCGUGAAGAAGAAGACGAAGAAGAAGAUGAUGAUGACGAUGGAGGUGGAGGUGAGAUUGCAUGUGUACGAUGUGACGAAUAGUGGAUCGGACAAGACCAACAGCACCAUUCUUCAGAUCAACAAGAUCUUCAAGGACGGUAUUGGCCUUGGUGGCAUUUUCCACAGCGCUGUCCAGGUUUAUGGAGAUGAUGAAUGGUCAUUUGGGUUCUGUGAACAAGGAACUGGAGUUUUCAGCUGCCCUUCCCAGAAAAAUCCAAUGUAUACAUAUCGUGAAUGCAUUGUUCUUGGAAAAACAAACUGUUCAAUAUUAAAGGUAAAUCAGAUCUUGAGGGAACUUAGUAGAGAAUGGCCUGGAAAUUCAUAUGACUUGUUGGCAAAAAACUGCAAUCACUUUUGUGAUGAGUUUUGUGAUAAGCUUGGAGUGCAGAAGCUUCCAGGUUGGGUUAAUCGUUUUGCCAAUGCUGGUGAUGCUGCCAUGGAAGUUGCUGGAAAUACGGCACUGCGGUUGAGACAAGCCAAGACAGAAAUUGUAUCGGCAAGCAAAGUGGCCUACCAGUUUAUUGUGAGAGUUGCUAACAAUACCACAAGUGCUCCUGACUCUGAGUCACCGGAAAAUUCAAGCAGAGGCACUUCUUCUAGAUUUCGAGGUACUUGGUUUAAAAACCUCAUCACAGAUGGUGCUAAACCAUCUAGUAGCUCUGAAAUUGAGAAUCAGGAUGAGGGUGCAAGUCGGUUGCAACAGCAACAUGAUGAUAAAUCACCUCUUUGGCAAAAUUCACAGUCACGGUAUGACAUGUGAGGGGUAUAUUCCAAAGUCAUCUUUGUUGUGUAACUACUACGUGUAGUUGGCGAAGGCCAUUGACAUUUAUUCAUUCUGUAUCAAUGUAAAAUUUCCAUUUGUUGAUCAACUACAUUCUGCCCAGUGAUGCCCCCGAAGGACUAAAGCACAGAAGACUGUCCAUCUUAUAGCGUUUUUCACCAUAUAUGGCAGGAUGAAUUGAUUUCCACGCAUUCUUGAAGCUCUCGUAUGGUGGUUGGGGCAAGGUUCUGUGUAGUAUGCUGUUUGUAAGUCUGCAAUUAGAUAUUUAGAUGUAGACCUAUUUGUAUGGAUAUAAUCUUUCUAAUUCAAUUUGUUUCUUGGCUUAUGCAUGCCCAUUUAA
This is a messenger RNA of Quercus robur (English oak), 1492 nucleotides long. RefSeq lists its product as uncharacterized. Gene Ontology annotation, molecular function: deubiquitinase activity. The record is from RefSeq and is a predicted model, not a curated record. NCBI's taxonomy places the organism in Eukaryota, Viridiplantae, Streptophyta, Magnoliopsida, Fagales, Fagaceae. The transcript is spliced from 4 exons. Bases 358 to 1131 code for a protein of 257 amino acids. Gene Ontology annotation, biological process: protein deubiquitination.